AUGAAGUCCAGUCUCAAUCUUCUCCAUAAUUCAUCCGUUACCAUUUACAAUCAUGGCUUCCACAACCAAAUUUGUGUUUCUCGCAGCACUUCUCGUGCUCUGCUGUUCCACAGCCACCCAAGCCUUGGGCCUCAAACGAACCGCCAACAUCCAAUUUACUUGCACGAAAUUCUUAACGGCACCGACCCAACUGCGGUGCCCGUCACGGCCCGAUCUAAUUACGCGGGUACAAACCCAUUGGGUGCCGUGUUCGGUGCAAUCUCCAUAAUGGACAACCCGCUUAGGACCUCCAGAGACCCGAAUUCGAUUUUGUUGGGGCGGGCGCAAGGGUUGUACGCGAUGGCGUCGCAGAGUGAGGUUGUGCUGUUUAUGUCGGCCACGUAUUGGUUCACCGCCGGGAGUUUUAACGGGAGCUCGUUUAGUCUGGUUGGGUUGAAUCACGCAAUGAAGCCGUUGAGGGAGAUUCCGAUUGUGGGUUGUACCGGGCGGUUUCGGCUUGCGAAAGGGUAUUGUAUGGUUCGGACUAUUGCGAUGGACGGGUCGAAUAAUAUAAUCGGGUAUAAUGGGACCUUGUUCCACUAUUGA
Tripterygium wilfordii is the source of this 585-nucleotide messenger RNA. Its product is annotated as dirigent protein 1-like. The record is from RefSeq and is a predicted model, not a curated record. The transcript has a single exon. The coding region runs from base 1 to 585 and encodes 194 amino acids. NCBI's taxonomy places the organism in Eukaryota, Viridiplantae, Streptophyta, Magnoliopsida, Celastrales, Celastraceae.